Molecule: messenger RNA, 7565 nt
Organism: Platichthys flesus (European flounder)
Lineage: Eukaryota; Metazoa; Chordata; Actinopteri; Pleuronectiformes; Pleuronectidae
Gene: ppargc1a
Product: peroxisome proliferator-activated receptor gamma, coactivator 1 alpha
Biological process (GO): positive regulation of transcription by RNA polymerase II
Cellular component (GO): nucleus
Molecular function (GO): transcription factor binding; RNA binding
Source: RefSeq, a predicted model, not a curated record
UGUAGAGCAUCAAGAAAUAUAGGUUUCUCCUUCAUUUUGAAUGAUCCUGCAGAAUCAGCCGAGCCAAACUUGUUGCACAUUCCCUCCCCUCCUCUCCAACAACUUUUCCCCAUCACCAGAACCCAUGCUUGAUUCACAGCUCAGAGCCCGUCUCCUUGCAACCGCAUCAGAGCUGAUGAUUUUUUUCCAUGCCGAGGAAACGGGAGCAGCUGCUACAUACAGCACACAUUGUCUAGAUAACAUGAAAAAGUGUCUGGUGAAUACAACAUGUCAGCUGGCGGCACAGAGUAGCACAAAGGCAGUGACGGUGGGAUGGUGGGGGGACAAAGUGCAACAGGAGGCUCGCAGGGUUUCACUCGCCUUGAUCUGCAGCCAAAAACACAUUCUGUUAAUAAUCAAUAGAGCAAUAGUGAGAGACGCAAGGAGGGCUGGAUGGAUUAAUGAUGGCCUGUAAGUGUGUCACGUGAAAGUGAAAGACCUAUUUGGAUCCUUCUUUUGUCCGGAAUGUGUAAAAUAUACAAGUUUCCUUUGGUUUUGCGACUCACCAGCAGGUUCAAGGAGGAAUUCAGUGUGAGAUUUUGCACGUGAUGGAGAUGUCACAUCGGUCUGACCAUCUUUUGUUGUUCUUUUCUCUCUCUCUCCAGUGUGCUGCCUUGGUUGGUGAAGACCAGCCCCUCUGCCCAGACCUCCCAGAACUUGACCUCUCAGAGCUGGACGUCAGUGACUUAGACGCAGACAGCUUCCUGGGUGGCCUCAAAUGGUACAGCGACCAAUCGGAGAUCAUUUCCACUCAGUACGGCAAUGAGGCCUCGAAUCUUUUUGAGAAGAUAGAUGAAGAAAAUGAGGCCAACUUGCUGGCAGUGCUUACAGAGACCCUGGACAGCAUCCCGGUGGAUGAGGACGGAUUGCCUUCGUUUGAGGCCCUGGCAGAUGGGGACGUGACCAAUGCCAGUGACCGGAGCUGUCCCUCCUCCCCCGACGGCUCGCCGCGCACCCCAGAGCCCAAGGAGCCUUCCCUGCUGAGGAAGCUCCUUCUGGCGCCCGCAAACUCCCAGCUCAGCUAUAAUCAAUACACAGGUGGCAAGGCACAGAACCAUGCAGCCAGCAGCAACCACCGGAUCAGACCACCACCUGCCGUCGUCAAGACGGAGAGCCCCUGGAAUGGUAAAGCGAGAGGGGGCUCCAUCACACAGAACCGCGCGGUGAGGCGGCCUUGCACUGAGCUGCUGAAGUACCUGACGGCCACCGAUGACAUCCUGCUCCACACCAAAGCCAGUGAAGCCAAGAGCACGUGGGUCGGUGCCGGUGGCAGAGACAAGAGCGGCCUGGGGCUCGGCGCCUCUUCCUCUUCCUCUUCGCCGUCCUCGUCAUCCACCUCCUCAUUCUCCUCCCUCUCCUCCGUCUCUUCGUCUUCCUCCACCGCCUCCAAGAAGAAGUCAACUGUGCAGUCUCAACAACCGCAGCAGCAGCAGCAGCAGCAGCAGCAGCCGCAGCAGCAUCACCAGCGAGGUGAGAGCCGGGCUGCAGGCGAGUGUAGUGUGGCUGGUGUUGGGGCUGGGAAGUGGCAGCGGUGCACUCGCGAUGGCGGUGUUGGGAAGUCGGAGGGUGCCUCUAUCCCUGUCGGCCACAGAACCUCCACCUGCGGCCAUGCCUGCCCCAAACUGGAGCACGGGCCGCCCAGUGAAGAAGGAGGGCCGCCAGGUGAUGCGGGCCGCCUGGCCGCCGCUAGGUUCAUUAGGUAUAUGCAUUCUUAUUCCCUCCCUCCCAGAGAGGUGAGUCACAGCUGUGAGCAUUGCCGAGAGGCUGCGGGCGCCACUCAGGCUAGUAAGGGCUCUGGCAGGCAAGGCCGUAGCAAGAGCAGUGUUGCCAGCCGUGCAGCUCAAAGGCACAUCACAGUGACUAUUAGGAAAAGAGAUGGGAAGCUGGGGCACCCCUUACUUAGCCAGCUGCUCACCUCCAAACAGAGGCCUGCUCAGUAUCUGACCCACAUUGUCCCACCUAAGAUCACCCCUUUACCCAGAACUCAGGGCAAAUUAGCAGGUAAGGGGUCUGAGAGUACAUCCCAGGCUGUUUCAAAGGUGGAGGAGGAAGAGUUCAGAGGGACCAGUGAUUUUAAAAACCGGGGAGUAAGUCAAGCUGAAGUGCCUGACUCAGGGCCUCUGUGGUCACCUCUCGCCUUAGACCUAGAGAAAUGGGUUAACCAGCUAGAUCCAGGGCUAGACAUUGGCUUUGGACUAGAACUGGGCUGGCCAAUCCAAGGGGGCUGUGGGGAGGAUGUUGACCAUAAUGAUGAUGAUGAUGAUGGUGUUGAUGAUGAUGACCGUGUCACGGGAAGCCCUGCAGUGGUGCUCUCACAGUGGCCACCAAGCCCACUCUUCCCAGAUACUAGAAAUGCAGAGCCCAGCCUUCCCUGCAUCAUACAAGGGCAAGGGCACCCACACAGGCAGGCGCUCAGCAAGCACCCCGACGACCAGGGCCACCCGUUGUUAGCCAAACCAACCACCUUGCCACUUCCUUUGACCCCAGAGUCUCCAAAUGACCACAAGGGAUCACCGUUUGAGAACAAAACCAUUGAAUGCACAUUAAGUGUGGAGAUUGCUGGAACCCCAGGUCUGACACCACCUACCACGCCCCCACACAAAGCCAGUCAAGAGAAUCCUUUCAAAGCAUCGCUCAAAACCAAGUUGUCUUCAUGUUCCUCCUCGGCCUUGGCAUGCAAAAGAGCCAGGUUGACCGAGUUGGGCCCCAGCGCUCCGGCCCCGGCCCCAGGUGCCUCAGGCGGGGGCCCCAAUAGGAAGGGUCCCGAACAGACUGAGCUUUAUGCCCAGCUGAGCAAAGCGUCAACCGCCCUCCCUUACUCCGCCACCAAACGCACGGCGGUGGGCGGUCUCGGGGAGCUUUGCAGCAAAAGCAACAAUAAGCGGGCGGCGCCCCGGAGCUACAGUGACCAUGACUAUUGCCAAGCGUCAGCUAGCACUAAGAAGGACGGCGGCACAGCCACUGCUACCAUUACUUCAGCAGCGGAAAUGACAGUCACCUCAGGUGCCGCUGCUGCUCCCAAGCCUGCCACAGGCAAAGUGGAGGACAGGCAUGUCGAAUGUAAGGACUCAGCCAUGCCACCGUCCUCUUCAUCAUCUUCAUCCUCUUGCUCUCCAUCAUCAGUUGCAUCUGGUCCUUUAGCUGAGAAGCAGCAGAAUGUUGCCUCUGUGAAUGGAAGAGCAGUUCGGCUCCAGGAGAAGCAGACCCUAACACAAACCACCCAGAGCCCCUCACAGGUGGCCGCGACUGACAGGGACCAACCACACCCUUCUGCCGCCAGCCGGAAGCUCUUAUGCGACCAAGAUAUUAGAGCAGAACUUAACAAGCACUUUGGCCCCCCCUUACAAGCCCUCUUUACUCCGGGUGGUCAGGAGAAAGAACCAGGCAGCAAGACAAACAAGGCUGCAGCCCUUCAGCCCCUUCAGGAGGGAGUGGACAACAGCUGCUCCAAGAAGCAGCCCGGCUCCAGCUUCCUGCACCCAGGGUUCCUGCCCUUCCAUGAUGAGCUUGAGCCGGUUGAGGGCCGCGAGAGUCGCUUCCUCUAUCCAUGGGAGGGCACCCCUCUGGACCUACUCUUUGACUGCCCCCCCUGCUCUCCCUCCUGUUCCCCACCAUCCAGCUGCUCCCCCUCACGAGGAUCCGUCUCCCCGCCCUCCUCUCUCCUCCUCUCGCCCGGCAGGCCUUUCUGCUGGACCAGCGUCGGGUCCCGCAACCGUUCCCGGUCCCACUCCGGCUCCCGCAGCUCCUCCUCGCACUACCGAGGGCGCUCCCUCUCCAGCUCACCUGACAGACGUCCCUCCUCUUGGUCUCGACACAACACAGAUUCAAGCACUUUUCGCUCCAGGACUCACAAGAGCCCCCACCCCCCGUCCCGAUCUCCCCUCAGCCGCAGGCCAAGGUAUGACAGCUACGAGGAUUACCAGCACGAGAGGCUGAAGAGGGAGGAGUACCGCCGGGACUACGAGAAGCGGGAGUUCGAAAGAGCCGAGCAGAGGGAGAGGCAGAAGCAGAAAGCAAUAGAGGAGAGACGGGUGGUGUACGUGGGGCGACUGAGGUCCAACUGCACCCGGACGGAGUUGAAGCGCCGCUUUGAAGUCUUCGGCGAAAUUGAAGAAUGUGCCGUGAACUUGAGGGACGAUGGGGACAAUUUUGGCUUCAUCACGUACCGCUACACUUGUGACGCCUUCGCCGCCCUUGAGAACGGACACACCUUACGCAGGUCCAACGAGCCCCAGUUCGAGCUGUGCUUUGACGGACAAAAGCAGUUCUGCAAAUCGCAUUACACAGACUUGGACUCCCACUCGGACGACUUUGAUCCAGCCUCCACGAAAAGCAAGUACGACUCCAUGGAUUUUGACAGCUUGCUGAGGGAGGCCCAGCGCAGCCUGAGAAGGUAACCAGUGCCGUGGCGCCUGAGGGGGACGUCCUAUACCUCACUGUUGUCUCUCGCUCCUUGGACGACGAGACCACCAGAAGUUUUACACUCUACGUCAUAGAGUAUAUAAGAGUUAAGUCUAUAGACCUAUAUCACUAUAAAUGAAUAUAUCAAAAAUAAAGUUUACAUGAACAUAGCUGCUGAAGAGCGGGGGUGGGGUGGGGGUGGGGGAGAGACAUUGCAUUGUGGGAAAAGCCAGUGAUCCCUCAGAACCCGGUGCACUUGUUCGGUGCACUCUACUGCUGUACAACCAUCAGUGGAUGAAGAAGAAGAUGAAGCUACUUUUUUUCUCCGAGUACUACAAUACCCACAAUUCUUUGGGGGUGAAGACAUGCAGCUUGUUCAGCCAGAUCUGUUUUUCUUCCAAUUUUUUUAUGAGUUUUUUUUGCUGUUGAUUUUUUCUCUCUUUCUUCUAAAUGUGGCGUUUGGAUCUGGUGUUACAUUGCAAACAAAGAGUAAAGGGAAUUGCAUCUUGGAGGUGAGAUUCUCGAGGUUAACACUGUCGUCUACAUUUUGAGGAGAAAUGUAGCCGUGUAUUUACAAAAAUGCUCUAAAAAGGAAUAUUUUUAUUUUCUGUACAUAUGGGAUAAAGUUCUUUAUUUGUUACAGCUAUGCACUGUAAAACGCAGCCUUUUUUAAAGACGAGGAGAACAUUUCUUAAUUCAGAAUGUCGAUCUGUUGUAGUUACAAUACUGUAAAACAUAUUGUUCGCCUACGUGACGUUUGAGAAGACAUGACAUGAUUGUAAAAAAAAAAAAAAAAAAGAUGAAGAAGAAGAACCAGAUGUGUCCUGUUGCUCAUUUUGAGGGAGCAUGUGAACAAACGUCCUUUUUUAAGUUAUUUUGUUGGGCAAAAACAGUCAACCAUGUAUAGUUUUCUCUCUUUAUAAAGUUUCUCAAUCAGUGUUUUUGCUUAUACAACCAGUGUAAAAUGCAUUUUUAACGUGUUUUUCAUGAUUGUAAAAAAGGUACCCCAUUUUUUUAUCAAUGAUUUCUGAAGCAAUCAGUAUAUAUAUAUAUAUAUAUAUAGAUAUAUAUAUAUAGAGAGAGAUAUAUAUCUGGGUUUGAUUUCCUUGCUUUGUAUGGUUUUUGUUUUGAUUACCUUCACUGACAAAGAACACUGCAUUCAAAUCGUUUCAAUCAUUACGAGACACAUAUUUAUCUAUUUAUUUUAAUAUUAGAAUCAACCACAAACAAAUAUUUAUGGGCUCCAGCUCACGUGGCGCACCUCAUGAGAUUUAUUUGCUAUUUAUUCUGUCCGUUGAUUUUUUUGUUAUUUAAUGUGUUAAUCACUAGACAGGGUGGACAAUAAAUGCUUUGGUGGGGGGAUAAUACGACCUUCUAUGCCUUUCCGAAACAAUCAGAACAUUCAGAGAAUCACUCCGGCAGCCAGCCCCUCAUCGUUUUCAGCGAUUCCUGUCGCCGCUGUCAGUCAGAGCUGCAGCGCGGCGCCGGUUUUCCUUUCUACACUCUCGAGAAGCAGAACAUGAAGCAAUAAAAAUGAUUUUGCAGGAAUUUACUUGUACCGCUCCUAAACACUUUGUUGUCAUCGCUCCACUCAUGCUUGAUUAUGUGAAUGCCAAACAAAAGUUUACAAUUUCCUUUUCCUGAAUUUUUUAAGAUCUUGUAUUUGAUGUACAAAAUACAUAUACAUAUAUACAUAUAUGUGUAUAUAUAUAUAUAUAUAUAUAUAAUGAUGCUACUUAUAUUAUUCACAAUAAUUACAAGAUAAUUAAUAAUAACAAUGAUAAUAAUAUAAAUGAAAGAAAAAAAACUAUAUAAAAAGCAAUAAUUUAUUUUUCAAAGUUGUAUUUUACCUCUUAUUGUUGUGUGUUUUUUGGACGUGACCCAUUACCCAGUCGCUGGUAGCUAUAGGACAAUGCCAUCCCGGCCUCUCGCCCAUUUCGUCACCGUGACCUCGCCGCGUGCAGUAAACACUUGAAUGUCCCCGCCCCCCCUCCGAUCACCACCUCCCCCUCGCUCGCCCCUUUAAGAUGUAGCUGAGUCUAUGUGAUUGUAAUGCACGCAUUACGUUGUGACACCUGUGCAAACGUGACCGACUCCUAGCUCUCCGGCCUUGUGUGUGACAAAAAAAAACAACCCUUGUGGAGUUGAAACUGUUUUGUUGUGUAGUGCAUGGCGCAGCAGCGUACACGCCCCUUUGGGUAUCUGCCUCUCAGCUGUCUUAGCUGGCAGAUUUUAAAUGACAUUCUAUAAGCCUAGGGAAAACUACUCAACGACGUAUCGCAUGCCGCGCCACUUUUCCGCUUCCCACCGCCGCCUCCGCCCGCCCCGCACUCACAGUCCAGAUUUCACAUCUCCGUCGACAUGACAUAAAAGGUAACCUUGCGGCUUCUGGUUCAAUUAAUAUCCUGUUUUGAGCGCGCGCCAAGUAACGACAGAAGAGGCUUCCAUCACAGGAAGGCCAAAAAAAAAAUGAUCACAGGCUUCCUUUCAUGGGUUUUGACUGUGGAGACAAGAAGCGGCUAAUUUUUAUGAUGCAACGAGGGAAAAAAUUGGUCAAAGGGAGAAGGAUAUGAAAACAGAAAACCCUUCACCUGGGUUUCCAGUCAUUGUUUUUUUACUUUCUUGCUGUCUGUAUGGCGUUAUGGGUAAUGGUGUCGUGUCCCAUUUGAUAGAUGUGGCUUUAAUCAUUGUAAUAAAAAAUAAAAAAAAAGCUUUGUAAAUUGCCUAGAGUAGCAAUAUAUUAUAACACCUUAUGGUUCAAAUUUCAACUGUGGCGGACUUUUUAAUAAUGUGACCUACUGAGGACUUUGCCACUGCUUUGUUGAGUAAUCAUGUUUCUUUUGGAAGGACAAUAUGUGUACGAGCAAAUGUAUCUAUGUACGUCUGAGUUUGUGUUUUUUCGGCCAGUGUGUGUGUGUGUGAGUGUGAGCGAGUGUGUGUGUGUGUUCGCGGGGGGGGAGUCGUUGUGGGUUGUUACCUGUUUGUGUCCUAUCCACGUUGCCUUCUGCCAAGUCCUUACCGAUGCCUUUGUGGUUCUACCUAUUGUACGACUUUCUUGUGAAUUUUAUUUUUUAUGUGCAAUUCUCAUCAGCCUCACCAUGCCAAUAAAGGGAAAUGUGUUUGAA